Arachis duranensis is the source of this 1876-nucleotide messenger RNA. Its product is annotated as DExH-box ATP-dependent RNA helicase DExH16, mitochondrial. Gene Ontology annotation, biological process: RNA catabolic process; mitochondrial RNA 3'-end processing. Gene Ontology annotation, cellular component: mitochondrial degradosome. The record is from RefSeq and is a predicted model, not a curated record. Gene Ontology annotation, molecular function: hydrolase activity, acting on acid anhydrides; RNA helicase activity; ATP binding. Lineage: Eukaryota; Viridiplantae; Streptophyta; Magnoliopsida; Fabales; Fabaceae.
GUGAGGCGGAGAGCGAGGUUCGCUGCUUCUGUUGUGUUUCGAUCAUCCAUCCAAACGCCAAUUGCGUGCUGUUAAUGUUAAUGUUUAUCCCCUUCUUCCAUUUCUUCCUCUUUUGACUUUCUUCUUCUCUCUUCAACUCACUUUCUUCUCUUCCAAUAUUAAUGGCUUCCUUCUUCCUUCGCCGCAAAAUAUUCUCUCGCUCUCUACUAGGUAGUAAGGAUCCUCUUCGUGCCUACUUCCAAUUCAAAUUUGAUUGCUUAAGUAGUGCUUCUUCCACCAAGGUGCAUCCAUACACCACUUCUACUCAUGGUGCCAUCAGAAACGAUUUCACUGACUUGACCUCCCCUCAUACUUGGUAUCCACAGGCCAGAAGGAAACAUCGCAGGAUUAUCCUGCAUGUUGGUCCCACAAAUAGUGGUAAAACGCAUCAGGCUUUGAAGCAACUUGAGUCAAGUGAUUCUGGUUUAUAUUGUGGUCCUUUAAGAUUGUUGGCAUGGGAGAUAGCAAAACGGCUGAACAAGGCAAAUGUUCCUUGUGACCUUAUUACUGGUCAGGAGAGAGAGGAGGUUGAUGGUGCCAAACAUAAGUCUGUUACAGUAGAAAUGGCCGAUGUAUCAUUUGAUUAUCAGUGUGCCGUCGUUGAUGAAAUUCAGAUGUUAGGAUGUACUAGCAGAGGUCAUUCAUUUACACGUGCUUUAUUAGGAAUAGCUGCUGAUGAACUUCAUCUCUGUGGUGAUCCAGCUUCUGUUCCCCUUAUUCAAGAGAUAUUGAAAGUUACUGGUGAUGAUGUUGAGGUUCACUAUUAUGAGAGGUUAUCACCCUUAGUGCCAUUGAAGGUCCCUCUUGGAUCCUAUUCUAAUAUAAGAAAUGGUGAUUGCAUUGUAACCUUUUCACGUCGAGACAUUUACAAAUUAAAGAAGAAAAUUGAGAAUCAAGGAAAGCAUCUUUGUUCAGUAGUAUAUGGUUCGCUGCCACCAGAAACUCGAACAAGGCAGGCAAGCAUGUUCAAUGAUGCAACAAGCGAGUUUGAUGUUCUAGUGGCCAGUGAUGCCAUCGGAAUGGGUCUUAAUUUAAACAUAUCUAGGAUCAUAUUUUCAACCUUGAAGAAGUUUGAUGGUUUUGAAUUUCGGGACCUGACUGUGCCUGAAAUAAAACAGAUUGCAGGGAGAGCUGGUAGAUAUGGGUCAAAGUUUCCUGUUGGAGAAGUAACAUGCAUAAAUGCAGGGGAUCUACCCUUGCUUCAUUCAUCUUUAAACUCCCCAUCACCCACUUUAAAGUGUGCUGGAUUACUUCCUACUUUUGAUCUAAUGUAUAUGUAUUCACGUCUGCAUCCCGAAUAUGGUUUCUGUCAAAUACUGGACCAUUUCCUUGGCAAUGCCAAAUUAUCCUCAAAUUAUUUCAUUGUUAAUUGUGAACAAUUAUUGAAAGUGGCUGCUGUUAUUGAUGAAUUCCCCCUAUCAUUGCAUGAUAAAUACCUUUUUUGUAUCAGUCCAGCUGACAUGGACGAUGAGAUCUCAGCUCAAGGCCUGACACAGUUUGCAGAGAACUAUGCAAAGAGAGGCCUUGUUCGGCUUCGAGAAAUAUUUACACCAGGGACACUUACUGUGCCCAAAACACCGGCGUUCUUGAUCUCUAUGUUUGGUUGAGUUUUCGAUUGGAAGAAUCUUUUCCAGACCGGGAGCUGGCUGCAUCCCAAAAGGCCAUUUGUAGCAUGUUGAUUGAAGAAUUCCUGGAAAGACUAGGGUGGCAGAUGCCAAUGACCAGAAGGUUGCCUUCGCGUAAAAUGUCGACUUCUCUGUCAGCUCAUCAUCAUACCUUUUCUUUUUUUUUUUACAUGUAUUUAUACUGUUUACAUUGUUUCAUCAAAGAAAAAUGA